UAUUUUUAAGAAUUACAUUUCUGCGUUAUUAAAGAACUAAGUUAUAAAACAUAAGAUAUUUAUUUAAUAAAGAUAUUUAGUAAAGCUAUAAUCAAAAUUAUUUGUCGAAGUUAAAUUUUGUGAAAAACAGUUGUGUUGGAAUGACUUUGCAUAAUCAUUUGGAGAUUGAGGCCGAAGCAAAUGUCGCUAAUACUCAUUUUCAAAACGAUGCUAACGAACCAAUCUCGCAAGAUACGUUCAUUGAUGUUGAUCUGAAAUCUUCAGAAAUAUCAAGUAACAAAAACAAUAAAAUAGUUGACGUUGUUUACUUUAAUCCCGAAACCGAAGAAAAUUUUAGUGUUGCAAAUGAGGAAAAUGGUGCUCCUCCACCAUAUGAAAAUUCAUUCUCACAACAUGUAAAUAAAAAAGGCAUCCGUCUUUCAUGGAACAACCUUAGCGUUACUACUAUACCUAAAGUCUCAUCAGUACAGAAGCUUUUUUCAAAAAAAUUAUCAUCCAUAGAAAACAAUGGAAAAAGGAUUAUUAAAUCAAUUAGUGGUACUGCUGAACCAUCAAGUUUAUUGGCAAUUAUGGGUGCUAGUGGAGCUGGAAAAACUACUCUUUUAAAUGUUCUCUCGCGCCAGAAUGUUAAAAAUUUGUUUAUUCAAGGUGAAGUUCUUGUAAAUAAUAAAUUCAUUCGUAAUAAGAUCAAAAAUAUAUCUGCAUAUGUCAUGCAAGAAGAGUUGUUCAUUGGAACUCUGACUGUUAGAGAGCACCUGCUUUUUCAGGCAUAUUUGAGAAUGUCAGAUCAAUUUUCAACCAAAGAAAAAGAAAAAAGGGUUGAUGAUGUUAUAUUGCAGCUUGGUCUUACAAAAUGUCAAAACACAAUAAUUGGUGUACCUGGAAGAAUUCGUGGAAUAUCUGGUGGGGAGAAUAAAAGACUUUCAUUUGCUUCAGAGAUAAUCACAGAUCCUCAACUUCUUUUUGUGGAUGAACCAACAUCAGGACUGGAUUCAUUCAUGGCGGAGAGUGUAAUAACUUGUUUACAAAAGAUUGCUAGUGAAGGUACAACAAUUAUUGCUACAAUUCAUCAGCCUUCGUCUGAGGUUUUUCAGUUAUUUGACAGAUUACUCCUAUUAUCAGAAGGGCGAACUGCAUUUUUGGGAAAGACGAUAGAUGCUAUAACAUUUUUUAAUAGAGUAAACUUUCCCUGUCCACUUAAUUAUAAUCCUGCUGAUCAUUACGUACACACACUUGCAAUUAUUCCUGGGAAAGAGGAUGAAUGUAAAGCUAGGUGUAAUGCCAUAUGUGAUGCAUUUGAGUAUGAAAACAAAACUGCUCCUAUAGAUUCUCAGCCGAUCGUUAUCAAUGAAGAUGCUGAUACUGGCUCAAAAUAUAAAGUAGGAUUUUUUACUCAACUGCGUACCACACUUUGGCGAGCCUGGAUUUCAAAUUUAAGAGAACCAUACAUUACAAAAAUUCGACUUAUGCAAAAUAUUGUGAUAGCAAUUAUUGCUGGUUUAGUUUAUUUACGUGUUGGUGAUUUAAAAGACAACAAUGAUAAAGUUUCAAAUAUCAAUGGUGCUAUCUUUUUUACUGUGACCACAAUGUCAUUUGGAUCAAUUACAGGCUCACUUUUUGUGUUUCCGGCAGAAAUACCUGUUUUCUUAAAAGAGCAUAAGCUUGGAAUGUAUAGGACAGAUGUCUACUUUUUGUCAAAAGUUAUUGCAGAAUUUCCUUCAUAUUUGAUUGGGCCGAUUCUUUAUUCAGUAAUUUAUUACUUUAUGGUUGGAUUUCGCACAACUGCUAGUGCCUUUUUUGCAUCAUUAGGCAUUUUGGAAAUUUUAGUUCAAUGUGCAUUAUCAUUUGGUUACUUAGUCUCAGCAAUGUCACCAUCAGUACAAGUUGCUACAGGAGUUGGUCCUCCUUUAAUUAUGCCAUUUAUGUUAUUUGGUGGAUUUUUUCUUAAAGAUAAGUCAAUUCCAAUUUAUUUUAUCUGGUUGAAAUGGCUUUCUUGGUUUAAAUAUUCCGCAGAGUGUCUUCAGAUUAUUCAAUGGCAUGAUUACGAUGGUUUAACUGUAUGUGAAACCAAUCGAAAUGUGACUUGCUUUUACCCCAACGGCAAUGCUGCUCUUGCUUCAUUUGGAUACUCACCUAAUAACAUGGGGCGUAAUAUCGGGCUUAUGUUUGCUUUAAUCGGAGGUUUUCGUAUUGCUGCCUUUCUUUUCGUGCUGUUGCGUGCAUAUCGAGCAAAAUGAGGGACAGUUACAUGCAUGUGUUGGUGUAUAUUCUUCGCUAUUGGUUAUUCGCAUUUUUUAAAAUUUAUAUGGUUUUAUUUAUACAUUUUAUUAAUAAGUUGUAUGUAAAUUUUAUAUUGCUUUUGUGUUUUUUUAUUGUUAGUUUUUAUUUGAAAAUUAAAUUUUUUUUGUUGCAUUUAUUUCAGAGUUCUUUUUAAGGUAGCUUCACAGGAAAUAUUUUUUUUUUA
Molecule: messenger RNA, 2464 nt
Organism: Hydra vulgaris (swiftwater hydra)
Lineage: Eukaryota; Metazoa; Cnidaria; Hydrozoa; Anthoathecata; Hydridae
Product: protein white
Biological process (GO): transmembrane transport
Cellular component (GO): plasma membrane
Molecular function (GO): ATP hydrolysis activity; ABC-type transporter activity; ATP binding
Source: RefSeq, a predicted model, not a curated record